This is a messenger RNA of Vitis riparia (riverbank grape), 3353 nucleotides long. RefSeq names its product putative pentatricopeptide repeat-containing protein At5g06400, mitochondrial. The transcript has a single exon. Bases 108 to 3254 code for a protein of 1048 amino acids. NCBI's taxonomy places the organism in Eukaryota, Viridiplantae, Streptophyta, Magnoliopsida, Vitales, Vitaceae. Gene Ontology annotation, molecular function: protein binding. The record is from RefSeq and is a predicted model, not a curated record.
GAUCCUCCUUUAUAACUUCUUGUUCUAUUAGAUGCCUCGUAUUCUAUAUUUCAUCGUCUUUUCUUCAGCUUCUCGAUACCCAAACAGAGAGUAAAAGUGUGGAAAGAAUGAGGUAUUUGUCCAGGCUCGGAUCCUUAAAAUCAAGCUCCACCAAUAAUCUUUUUUACUUAUCAAUCAGAAAAUCCCAAAGUUGUCUUCUUUCAUCACGUUCUAAGUUAUCUAAGCUUCACCCGUCCAAGAACGGUCACAACAAAAGUCAAACAGAAUCUGAAGACCAAAGCGUUGGUUCGCUCUUCAAUGAAAUAGCUGAGAUUUUAGGAGCUGAAACUGUCACAAUCGGUAGAAACCCAGCUGGGUUUUCAGCAUCCAAAGGAACCCAGUUGAGUGUAGGUGAGAUUAGUGCAGAAUACAGAUCGUGCACUCAAGGUGUUUGUGGAAUUGCUGAGGAUGAUGCGCGAGAAAUGGUUAAUUUAUCAGUUUUGGAGGAUACCCAGACGGGGCAUUCGGGCGGAAAUGAUGUGAGCCCCAUGGUUGACGAGAUUACAAAGAUUGUACGGGCUGAUAUUGGUACUGGUUCGAUGGAGGAGAGAUUGGAAAAGUCGGGUUUUGUAUUUGAUUCAGAGGUUGUGGAGAAAGUAUUGAAGAGGUGCUUUAAAGUGCCGCAUUUGGCUUUGAGAUUCUUUAAUUGGGUGAAGUUCCGGAAUGGAGGUUGUCAUACAACUAGGACUUAUAAUACAAUGUUGUACAUAGCUGGCGAAGCAAAAGAGUUCGGUUUGGUUGAGAAGUUGAUUGGGGAAAUGGAGGAGAAAGGGUGUGAAAGGGAUAUUAAGACGUGGACCAUUCUUAUCUCACAUUAUGGGAAGGCAAAGUUAAUUGGCAAAGCCCUAUUGAUCCUUGAGAAGAUGUGGAAAUCUGGUUGUGAACCUGAUGUGGCAGCUUACAUGAUUUUGAUACGUUCACUUUGUAAUGCUCAGAAAGCCGACAUUGCUUUGGAGUUUUACAAGGAGAUGGUCCAAAAGGAAAUGGGAUUAGAUAUGAGUUUGUACGAACUGCUACUUACUUGCCUAGCAGGAUCUGGAGAUAUUGCUGGGGUUCAAUUGGUUGCAGAUGACAUGAUUAGGCGUUCUCAGAUUCCUGAACGGGAUGUUUUUUCGGGCAUGCUGAAGAGCUUUUGUAUUGCAGGGAGAAUAAGAGAAGCCUUAGAAUUGAUUCGUGAUCUAAAUGAUAAAAAUUUAACUCUUGAGCCUAAUGAUUUUGAGACAUUGGUGAAAGGACUGUGUAGGGCUGACAGGAUUACUGAUGCAGCAGAAAUUGUUGAUAUAAUGAAGAAAAGAAAAGUUGUUGAUGCUAAGGUUUAUGGGAUUAUUAUCAGUGGAUACUUGAGGAGAAAUGAUAUUCCUAAGGCAUUUGAUGUGCUUCAGACCAUGACAGAAUCCGGCUAUUUACCUACAAUUUCCACAUACACUGAGCUGAUGCAGCAUCUCUUCAGAUUGAAUGAGUAUCAGAAAGGCUGCAAGCUAUAUGAUGAGAUGUUGGAAAGAGGAGUUGAACCGGAUAGUGUGGCGAUCACAGCUAUGGUUGCAGGUCAUGUUCGUCAAAAUCAUAUAUUUGAAGCAUGGAAAGUGUUCAAUAGUAUGCAGGAGAGGGGCAUCAGAGCUACUUGGAAAUCUUAUUCAGUGUUCAUUAAGGAGCUCUGUAAAAUUUCAAGGACAGAUGAGGUUAUCAAGGUUCUGAAUGAAAUGCAGGCAUCCAAGAUAAUUAUUGGAGAUGAGGUAUUCAAUUGGGUAAUAUCUUAUUUGGAGAAGAAAGGAGAAACAGAGAUGGUAAAAAAAGUAAUGCAGAUGCAGAGGACAUGUAAAUUUUACCCUCAAGAACACGAGGCAUCUGGUAGUAUUGUCCCCAAGAGACAACUGCAUAAUUUGGACUUCAACUUUAAUCAAUUGGAGUCAGGAAGGAUGGAUCUUCAUCUGGUAGAGCACCUUCCAAAGACUUAUAAUGAACAGGACCUGCAAGAAAUUUGUAGGAUUUUGUCAACCUCAAUGGACUGGUGCCUAAUUGAAGAAGCUUUGGAGAAAUGCACUGUUCAGUUCACAUCACAACUUGUUGUGGAGAUUUUGCGUAGUUGCAGUCUGCAUGGUCAUGCUGCAUUACUUUUUUUCUCCUGGGUAGGAAAGAGAGAUGGUUAUAGCCACACCACAGAGACUUACAACAUGGGAAUAAAAAUCUCAGGAUGUAGCAAAAAUUUUAGAAGCAUGAGGAACCUCUUUUUUGAAAUGAGAAGAAAAGGUCACCCAGUAACACCAGAUACAUGGACAAUCAUGAUAAUGCAGUAUGGUCGAGCAGGCUUGACAGAGAUUGCUUUGAGGAAUUUUGCAGAGAUGAAAGCUAAUGACUGUAAACCAAAUGGCAGCACAUACAAGUACUUGAUCAUAUGUCUUUGUGGGAGAAAAGGUAGGAAGGUAGAUGAAGCCAUCAAAACAUUCCUGGAAAUGAUUCGUGCAGGGUAUGUUCCUGACAAAGAAUUGGUUGAAAGUUAUCUUAAAUGUUUAUGUGAAGUUGGAAAGCUUUUGGAUGCUAGACGAUGCACAGAAGCUCUAUGUAAACUUGGUUUCACAAUUCCACUUAGUUAUUCCUUGUACAUUAGGGCUCUUUGUCGAGCAGGAAGGUUGGAAGAAGCUUUAGCAUUGGUAGAUGAGGUUGGGGCAGAGCGAGUUACACUGGAUCAAUAUAUUUAUGGAAGCCUAGUUCAUGGACUACUUCGUAGAGGAAGGUUAAAAGAGGCCCUGGAAAAGGUGGAUUCCAUGAAACAGAUUGGUAUUCAUCCAACCGUCCAUGUUUAUACAUCCUUGAUAGUUCAUUUCUUUAAGGAAAAACAGAUGAGAAAAGCAUUGGAAACUUUCCAGAAAAUGAAAGAGGAGGGUUGUGAACCAACAAUUGUUACCUAUUCUGCAUUGAUCCGUGGGCAUAUGGACAUGGGGAACUUCGUUGAUGCUCGGAAUGUCUUCGGCCUUCUACAACUUAAAGGACCAUUUCCAGAUUUCAAGACUUAUUCCAUGUUCAUUAGUUGCCUCUGUAAGGUAGGUAAAUCAGAAGAGGCCCUGCAGCUUCUAUCUGAGAUGUUGGACAGUGGGAUUAUUCCCAGUACCAUCAACUUUCGAACAGUGAUGUUUGGGCUAAAUAGAGAAGGUAAACACAGUUUAGCUAACAUUGUUUUACAAAAGAAAUUAGCUCUCAAAAGUAAACGGAAGCUUUAACAUAGGUUCCAUCCAUUAUUUUUCUUGUAUAUAUGUAACAUUGGAAGCAUCUGAUAUUUUUCUCUUUAAUAUCAUGAUCUGAAGUUUAUUCUCUCAUUA